AAUUACUAGCAAUUUUUAAAUGAGAAACAAGCAAAGAAAAUCCAGUAUGGUAUAUCGUUGCCAAGCCUGCUACUUGUAUAAACGUUAGUAAGAGAUAACUUCAGACCUUUGUCAGACCUCGGGGACUUCUUAUCCGAUCUUAUAUACUAAUCAACAUGUUGUGUAUCACCUGUUCUGUUGGAGCAAAUAACCACCUGAUAUACCAAGUAAAUGCGGUGGCUUAUCAACAAAUACCUACAUGUAGGCUGUAUACAUACAUGUAACAUAAAUCGACCAUGGCAAGCUCAAAGUCCUUUCCAAAGAUUUACACAAAGACCGGCGACAAAGGUACCUCUUCAACAUACACAGGUGAGCGGAGAUCCAAAGAUGACAUCAUAUUUGAAGCUUUAGGGUCAACAGAUGAACUGACUUCAGCUAUUGGAGUAGCUGCAGAGUUCUGUAAGGAUCAAGUUCUUGUCAAUCAACUAGAACAGGUUCAGUGUGUUCUACAAGACAUUGGAUCAUGUGUCGCUACACCACAUUCUUCGGCAAGAGAAGCCCAUUUAAAAAAUACAGAAUUUAAACCCACAUUUACUACUGAUUUGGAAAAGUGGAUUGAUAAGUACACUGAAGAGUUACCUCCCUUGAAAAACUUCAUCUUGCCUUCUGGAGGCCAUUGUUCAUCUCACCUUCAUGUUGCUAGAUCAAUUUGCAGAAGGGCCGAGAGAAGAGUUGUUCCACUAGUGAAAGCAAAUGAAGUAUCCCAGGAACCUUUAAAAUACUUAAACAGACUUAGUGAUUUUUUGUUCACGGCUGCAAGAUAUGCAGCAAUGAAAGAUGGAAAGGAGGAGAAAAUUUACAGUCGACCAAAAUCUUCAGAUGACAGCAACUCAUCAAAAUGAUGGAAUUUGACAUCAUAAUUUCAUAAGUUCUGAAAUGCUCAAAUUGCUUAUUAUAUACAUGUAUUUAUAUUUCUUUAGUGAAUAAAGAGUGCUAGUCUUUUGCCAUUUA
Molecule: messenger RNA, 990 nt
Organism: Magallana angulata
Lineage: Eukaryota; Metazoa; Mollusca; Bivalvia; Ostreida; Ostreidae
Product: corrinoid adenosyltransferase MMAB-like
Exons: 9
Coding region: 276-881 (201 amino acids)
Molecular function (GO): corrinoid adenosyltransferase activity
Source: RefSeq, a predicted model, not a curated record